AUGGUUCGUGAGCUGUUCAGUCGACUGCGUAAGUCUAAAAAGGAGGGAGAACUAGCCGCUGAGCGGCGCAAAAGAUUCCACCAUUGGCGUUCUCAUAGCCGAGCCGUGGAGCUUACUGAGGAGAGAAUGCGACAGAGUGUUACCACCAAUAAGAUUGAACCCUGGUUUGGCAGGCUCUUCGCCCCGCAAACUGAACAGGCUACUGCCCUAUAUCCAUUCUCUGCCCAGACAGAUCAGGAGGUAUCUUUUAAGAAAGGAGAUACUCUCAUUGUGGAAUUCCAUCAAAGUGGGGCAUGGUUGGAGGCAACAAAUAUGAUAACAGAAAAGAGAGGCUUCAUUCCCGCCAACUACAUAACUCUGGAGCAAAAUGUUUCGCAGGUCCUCGAGGCUUGGCAGGAUAUAAGUCGUCUAGAGGCGGAGUGGAAAUUACUUAUGUCUGGACUUCCGCCAGGCACUUUUAUUUUACGGCCCAGUUCAUGUAAGUUAUGUGUUUUUUUUAACGGACAAUAUAUUUGUCUCUCAAAUGAGUGA
This is a messenger RNA of Dibothriocephalus latus, 531 nucleotides long. The record is from the annotation of a GenBank genome assembly. NCBI's taxonomy places the organism in Eukaryota, Metazoa, Platyhelminthes, Cestoda, Diphyllobothriidea, Diphyllobothriidae.